CUUCAACUAAAACGAUUAAAAUCUUGAAAUAAGUGAACUAGAUAUUUAAAAUUAAUUUUUGAAAUCGAUUUUACACUAUUUAAGCUUAAUAUUAUUUUAUAAAUGUCGAUUAAUACUUCGAAGAAAGUUUUUAAUGAUUAUUAAUCAGGUUUUAACCUUCCUGGUCUACAGAUGAGUAGUGAGAAAAAAAGUAACUACAAAUGUCAACACGGUAACGUCAAAUUGACAUACACCUGUUCGUUGCGUAAAUUAAUUUUAAUUGCAUCCCAAAUAAAAUUUUACUAAAAAUAUCCGAUCCCAUUGUCAUCGCAUACAGCAGCAAAAUUUUAUUUAAAUAAAUUGACGACCCCUAGAAGAUGUAGUUCAAGCCCAUGCAAGUUUCAAUCGCGAUCAUCAUCUACAGUUCAUACCUUCAAGAGCUGCGAAAACAAUGAAUCCAUUAUUCGAAUACUUCCAACACAAUCAUGCACUGGCCAAAAUUGAAUAUGCAAUCAUGACAAAAUCAUCAUGUCUCACUCUGGAAGACUUUGAUCUAGAAAUGCUUCCAGAGUCAGUACUAAAAUGUGAACACCUUGGUGAGCUGCUGCUUGCCCACAACAAACUGCAAUCAGUCUCAUUACAAAUUAAUAGUUUAAAGAAUCUCCAUACACUUGCAAUUGAUUACAACAAUUUAGAUAGGUUUCCAAAUGAAUUAAAAGAACUGACACAAUUAAAGUUUUUAAAUAUUAGCCACAAUCCAAUCAAAGACUUGACUGAACACAUUGGCUGUCUCACCAAUUUGGAGCAUUUGUGGUGCAAUGCCUGUUGUUUAUCAGCCAUUCCAAAUGCCAUUGGUAACUUGGAGCAUUUGGACACAUUUGGUGCUAGAAAUAAUUUUAUAAGUCAAAUAUCACCAGGUGUUUGUAAAUUAGUCAAAUUAAGAUGGUUAACUUUGGAUAAUAAUAAAUUAACAUCAGUGCCAGCUGCAUUUGAAAAUCUGCAGAGUUUAAUCCAUUUAAAUCUAGCACACAAUCAUUUCAAUUCAAUUCCAUACACACUUUGCAAACUAAAAAAAUUGCGAUAUCUGCUGUUUCAAAGCAACGAAUUAUUUUCCAUCAACGAAAGCGUCCUGCUAAAAAUGAAGCAGCUAUACAAGAUAAAUUUAAUGAAUAAUCCUAUUUCCUCAAACAAGGAAACUUUAACUAAAUUUAAUAAUAUAUUAUUACCUGGUGCCAACUUCGAAGCGCCUUCACAAGAUGUGGAGAGUGACUCAGAUUCGGAGUCGACUUCUACUGACUGGGAGGAUAGCAUAGGCAGUUCAGAGAUCGACUUCGGGCGUUCAGAGGAAGCCAGUGACGAUGAAGAUGCGCCCGUCGACGUCCUCCCUAAGCUCUCAAAAUAUUUAUUAACGUACUGAACGUACCUCAAUCGUUGCUCGACUCUGAAUCUCUCUUUACACUAUCUUCUACGUACUUCGCACGUGCGAACUCAGCCACGACGACAUUAAUAAAAUUCCAAGUGAACUACGA
Messenger RNA from Dalotia coriaria, 1508 nucleotides. RefSeq names its product leucine-rich repeat protein soc-2 homolog. Gene Ontology annotation, molecular function: protein binding. The coding region runs from base 431 to 1396 and encodes 321 amino acids. The record is from RefSeq and is a predicted model, not a curated record. Gene Ontology annotation, biological process: signal transduction. The transcript has 4 exons. NCBI's taxonomy places the organism in Eukaryota, Metazoa, Arthropoda, Insecta, Coleoptera, Staphylinidae.